Messenger RNA from Mercurialis annua (annual mercury), 2273 nucleotides. RefSeq names its product deoxyribodipyrimidine photo-lyase-like. Gene Ontology annotation, biological process: photoreactive repair. Lineage: Eukaryota; Viridiplantae; Streptophyta; Magnoliopsida; Malpighiales; Euphorbiaceae. The coding region runs from base 607 to 2106 and encodes 499 amino acids. Gene Ontology annotation, molecular function: deoxyribodipyrimidine photo-lyase activity. The record is from RefSeq and is a predicted model, not a curated record. The transcript has 9 exons.
AUUAAUUAGUGUAAGAUAUGAUUAAUUUAAAUCCCACUCUCCAAUUAAGGUGUCACGUCAGCAAAGGGGUAAGCCGGUUUACACAAGUUUAGGGUAUAAGUGAUCCGAUUUUCAGAUUUGGACUUUUUUGAUACUUUGACGCAAGUUCGGGGGUGAAAGUGAUCCUUUAUUCAUUAGAUUAUUAUAUCUUUUGAGUAACCCCUCUUUUAAGUAGUGGUCUUUUGUAAAACGUUCAUAAAUGUUUUGAAGAAAAUCAAACUUUAAGCGAUCGUAUAUGAAAAAAGUCAAAAAAAAAUAAAAGUUGGGCUAUGAUUUACUUUAAGUGGGCUUAGUAUCCAAAGUCCAUGAAUUUAAUGGGCUUCUGAUUCUUUCCAAUGGAUGGGCUUCAAGUCUCCACACAAUAUUCUGCCAGGUUCAACGUGUCGCAUUUCUACUGUUCCACGUAUAUCCUUUCAAAACCACAGCUUUUAACGGUCCGUUUCCCUCCAUUUUUCAUUUUCUUUUGAUCUGAACUUUCAGACAGAACCCUGCCUGUCCCGCGUUAUUCUCCGUUAUCUUACAUCCGCUGCGCACGUCAGCAUUUUCCGGCGCUCUCUCGUCUCUUCAAUGGAUUCUCUACCCUCUAUUCAACCGGGUCGAUUUCGGGUACUGAAAGGGGGAUCAAAAAACCGAACGGGUCCUGUUGUUUACUGGAUGUUUAGAGAUCAACGGCUGAGAGACAAUUGGGCUUUAAUUCACGCCAUUGAUGAAGCUAAUAAGAACAAUGUAGGAGUUGGAGUUGCUUUUAAUUUGUUUGAUGAGUUUAAAGGAGCUAAAGCUAGGCAACUGGGAUUUAUGUUAAAGGGUUUGCGUCAACUUCAGGAUCAAAUUGAACAUACUUUUCAAAUUCCCUUCUUUUUAUUCCAAGGAACAGCUGAAGAGACUAUUCCAAAGUUUUUAGGAGAGUGUGGGGCUUCACUUCUAGUUACUGAUUUCUCACCUCUACGAGAGGUUCGAAAAUGUAAGGAUGAAAUUUGCAAGAGGGUGAGUGAUUCUGUGACCGUACAUGAAGUUGAUGCUCACAAUAUUGUACCUGUUUGGGUAGCAUCCGACAAGUUGGAGUACAGUGCUAGGACUUUAAGGGGCAAGAUAAAUAAAAAGCUAUCCGAUUACCUUGUUGAAUUUCCUGUAAUGCAACCUCCUAGCAAUAAGUGGGUUGCUGCUCCAAAUAAGUCAAUUGAUUGGGAUAAUCUUAUUGAUGAAGUUUUAAGUAGGGAUGGCAAUGGGGCGGGUAGGAAAGGAGCAGAAGUUCCUGAAAUCGAAUGGUGCAUACCUGGAGAAGAUGCAGCAAUGGAAGUAUUAACUGGUACUAAAAAUGGAUUCUUAACCAAGAGGUUGAUGAAUUAUUCUACAGACAGGAAUAACCCAUUGAAACCAAAAGGGCUCUCCGGUCUCUCCCCAUAUAUUCAUUCUGGCCAAAUCUCCGCACAGAGAUGUGCCCUGGAGGCUCGUAAAGCACGAAAGCUUUAUCCUCAGGCAGUCGACACGUUUUUGGAGGAGUUGAUUGUUCGUAGAGAACUUGCAGAUAACUUCUGUUUCUACCAGCCUCAAUAUGAUUCACUAAAAGGCGCAUGGGAAUGGGCACGUAAAAGUUUGCUAGAACAUGCCUCUGAUAAGCGAGAUCAUGUUUAUUCGAAGGAGCAAUUAGAGAAGGCGCAAACAGCCGAUCCGCUUUGGAAUGCUUCUCAGCUGGAGAUGGUUCACUAUGGGAAGAUGCAUGGUUUUAUGCGUAUGUAUUGGGCGAAAAAGAUUCUGGAGUGGACAAGCGGACCCGAUGAAGCCCUUGCAAUGUCAGUAUAUUUAAAUGACAAGUAUGAAAUAGAUGGAAGAGACCCUAAGGGAUAUGUCGGUUGCAUGUGGUCGAUUUGUGGUGUUCAUGACCAGGGUUGGAAAGACAGACCAGUUUUUGGGAAAAUUCGGUACAUGAAUUAUGCAGGCUGCAAGAGGAAGUUUGAUGUUGAUGGCUACAUUGCAUAUGUGAAGAGGUUAGUGAGCGAAAAGAAGAAGAGAAAAGCAGAAUAUCAGCCUGCUAGACAAGAAAAACAGCAUUGCACAUCAGCCAUUUAGCCGAUUUAGGGUUUGACAGUGUUGUAUUGUACAUACAAUUUCUAGGGCUUUAGCUUGGGAUAGACGCUAACCCUCAGAAAAGAAAAUGAUUUUUGUCCAUUUAAAUUUAAGCAUAGUCUUGAAAAACAGAGACAUCGUUUAAUUGAUUGCAAUGAUUUUUGUAGAAA